AAAACUCAUGUCAUGUUUUCCACUAAUGCGAUGAGACUUGGAUCAACAUGAUCGUGGGUUUCCUUGUGGUUCUGAACACUCUCAUCCCAGGCGGUGUCUCAGUGUCCACGUGGAGCAUGGACGUUUCCAAGGAGACUGAGGCGAGAAGAGGACGAGACGCCGUCCUCACAUGCUCCUUCACCCAUCCCAAGCAGGACCACUAUACCGGCAACAUCAGGGUCGAGUGGUCCAAAAAAACGACCUUCUUUGAGUGCUCCAUCCAAAACAUCUCCUCAGAGAACCUCAGGGACUGCUCAUGGUCAAGGUUUUCGCUGCAUGGCGACCCGCGACAAGGGGUGCUGUCGCUCCUUAUCCAAGGGGUCCUGCUGACCGACGAGGGCGAGUACUUGUGCCGUAUAAAACUGGACUAUGUGCCUCGGAACUACGAGAACAAGAUGGAGAAGACAAUGGCGCUAAAGGUCGUAGAGGAGCCGGAAAUCCUCAGCUUGUCAUUGGUCAACGACAGCGCCCCCCAGUGGCUGCAGUGUAUUACAGCGGGCAACCCCCUGCCCAACAUCACCUGGCUGUCCACCUCCAGGGGUCCCAUAUUAGCUGAGAAGGAGAAAAACCAAGGGUACCGGCUGACCAGCUGGGUCCCUUAUGAGGUGGGGGACCGGGUCACGUGCACAGCGACGAGUCGAUUGGGCCGGGCUGAGCGGACCCUGCUCCCCCCCUCAAACGCUCUGACCGUCGCUCUGAUAGCGGGCGCCGGCGCUGUGCUUCUGCUGCUGGCCACAGGGGGCGUCGUGCACCUGCUGAGGCGCAGAGAAGAGCGUCCACUGCACUGCGCACAUAGUCCAGCUGAGGUCGCUGUUGACCUUCAGGUAGUUUACUCCACUGUUGUGCUUCCUGUUUCCGGUGAGAGUGUCACGCGCACACAAGAGACAUUGUACUCCACUGUGAGAACACAUUAGUCGUCAUGCCGCCAUGACAGAAAACGCCGCAGAGGUCACCGAUGAGCUGGAGCCUACCCCAGGUGUUCACCUGUCAAUCAGACUGAAAGCGAGACAAAAACAUGACAAUCUUUCAUGGAUUAAAAACUGUUGCUUUUACCAAAAAAAAUAAAUGUGCAGUAAUGGCAGAUACAGUAUAUAUGUUGUCAAUAAAUUAAAAUGGAUUGAAAAAUAACAAA
Nerophis ophidion (straightnose pipefish) is the source of this 1171-nucleotide messenger RNA. It is a transcript of the gene siglec15l, whose product is annotated as sialic acid binding Ig-like lectin 15, like. The transcript is spliced from 7 exons. Bases 48 to 953 code for a protein of 301 amino acids. Gene Ontology annotation, biological process: regulation of bone resorption; regulation of osteoclast development; regulation of actin cytoskeleton organization. The record is from RefSeq and is a predicted model, not a curated record. Gene Ontology annotation, cellular component: plasma membrane. Lineage: Eukaryota; Metazoa; Chordata; Actinopteri; Syngnathiformes; Syngnathidae.